GCAGGCGCCGUGGGGGUGGGCAGAGGGUCCGGAGCGGGACCCGCGCGGCGGCCGCUCCCGGCGUCGUUGGCAGCGGGGCCCCGGCGCGGCCAGGGGGAUGCGCCUCCGCCCGGCCCGGACGAGGGGACGCGGGUGGAGCGACGCUGCGCGCCAGGCCGGGCCCCCGGCUCCCCGCUGCUGCUCGUCCCGCAGCCCCGCGGCCGCAGAGCUCGGGGAGCGCCGCUGACCCGAGUCGCUCGCUCGGGCCCGGCUGGCCCCGCGGCGAGGGAGGGAAGGAGGAGGGUGAGAAGGGCGCGCGCAGGUAGCGGGGCGACCGCGCCCCGGCCCGAGCCCCCGUGGGGGCGGGGGCCGUCGGGGCGGCCCGGCCUCCCCCCCUGCCCUCCCUUCCCCCGGCGCCCCCGGGGAGGAUGGUGAUGGUGCAGCCGCCCGCAGCCCCCGAGCCGGGCCGGGGCCGCCCUCCCCAGGGGCUGAGGGGAUGAGCCGUGCCCCGCCGGGGGGUCCCUAGCGGAAGGAUGACCACUCCCGCCCUGCUGCCGCUCUCCGGGCGGAGGCUGCCUCCGCUGAACCUGGGGGCCUCCGCCUUCCCGCACCACAGGGCUACCUUGAGACUCUCCGAAAAAUUUAUCCUGCUCCUUAUUCUUAGUGCCUUCAUCACCCUGUGCUUCGGGGCGUUCUUCUUCCUCCCCGACUCCUCGAAGCACAAGCGCUUUGACCUGGGCUUGGAGGAUGUGCUCAUUCCCCACGUGGACACCAGCAAAGGCGGCAAGAACCUCGGCGGCUUCCUUAUCCACGGGCAAGGGCACGACGAGCACCGACACAGAGAAGAAGAGGAACGUCUGAGAAAUAAGAUCCGAGCAGAUCAUGAAAAGGCUUUGGAAGAGGCUAAGGAGAAAUUGAAGAAAUCACGAGAUGAGAUCCAAGCUGAGAUUCAGACAGAAAAGAACAAAGUAAUGCAAGAAUUGAAAAAGAAAGACAGCAAGCCACUGCCCCCUGUUCCUUUACCAAAUCUGAUAGGGAUAAACAGCGGAGAACCAGCAGACCCAGAUAUCCGAGAGAAGAGGAACAAAGUUAAAGAGAUGAUGAAGCAUGCCUGGGACAAUUAUAGGCAAUAUGGAUGGGGACAUAAUGAGCUCAAACCAAUUGCCCGGAAAGGACAUUCCACCAACAUAUUUGGAAACUCACAAAUGGGUGCUACCAUAGUAGAUGCAUUGGAUACUCUUUAUAUCAUGGGCCUUCACGAUGAAUUCAGAGAAGGACAAGAAUGGAUUGACAAAAAUCUUGAUUUCAGUGUGAAUUCUGAGGUGUCUGUUUUUGAGGUCAAUAUUCGCUUCAUCGGUGGUCUUCUAGCAGCAUACUACCUUUCAGGACAAGAGGUUUUCAAGAUCAAAGCAGUGCAACUGGCAGGAAAACUUCUUCCAGCCUUCAACACACCUACAGGUAUACCAUGGGCAAUGGUGAAUCUGAAAAGUGGUGUUGGUCGAAACUGGGGCUGGGCUUCUGCUGGCAGCAGCAUCCUUGCUGAGUUUGGUACUCUGCACAUGGAAUUUGUCCACCUCAGCUAUUUGACAGGGGACCCUGUAUAUUACAACAAGGUCAUGCACAUUCGGAAAUUACUUCAAAAAAUGGAUCGUCCGAAUGGACUUUAUCCAAAUUAUUUGAAUCCAAGAACAGGCCGGUGGGGUCAGCAUCACACAUCCGUAGGCGGGCUGGGAGACAGUUUUUAUGAAUAUUUAUUGAAAGCCUGGCUUAUGUCAGACAAGAUGGACACGGAGGCAAGGAAAAUGUACGACGAUGCAAUUGAGGCCAUAGAAAAACAUCUCAUCAGAAAGUCCAAUGGAGGACUGACCUUCAUUGGGGAGUGGAAGAACGGGCAUCUUGAAAGAAAGAUGGGCCAUUUGACCUGUUUUGCAGGUGGAAUGUUUGCCCUUGGAGCAGAUGGUUCCAGAGAUGACAAAGCUGGACAUUAUUUGCAGCUUGGAGCUGAAAUUGCACAUACAUGUCAUGAGUCAUAUGACAGGACAACACUAAAGCUGGGCCCAGAAGCAUUCAAAUUUGAUGGUGGCGUGGAGGCAGUGGCAGUACGGCAGAAUGAGAAGUAUUACAUCCUAAGGCCAGAGGUGAUUGAGACCUAUUGGUAUAUGUGGAGAUUCACCCAUGAUCCCAAGUACAGGCAGUGGGGCUGGGAGGCAACACAGGCAAUUGACAAGUAUUGCCGAGUUAGUGGUGGCUUUUCUGGUGUCAAGGAUGUCUAUUCCUCAUCUCCUACAUAUGAUGAUGUACAGCAGAGCUUUUUCCUUGCUGAAACUUUGAAGUAUUUGUAUCUGCUUUUCUCCAAUGAUGAUCUCCUACCAUUAGACAACUGGGUUUUUAACACAGAAGCUCAUCCUCUGCCUGUUCUACAUUUAGCCAACACCACACUGUCAGGAAAUCCUGCAUAUCGAUAAAAACAGCUCUAUGAAGAGGAAGAGAGACUGUUUUCAGCUCUGUUUUGUUUACAUGGACCACUUGAGACUUUAGCAGGAGGAGAGACAGACACUUGGUAAACCUAGACCCCCGAGUCAAGCAAGUAUUGGCAUGGGAAAUGAAGCUCUUCAGCAUAUAAAUAAGUUUAAAGUUCUGUUUUAUACAUGACCAAAACACGUGAGUGUGUAUUUUGCAGGAUGGAGACUUCACACGCUUUGAACCCUGGCAAGACAUGGAAUCCAUAGAUAAUAUAAAUGCAGCAGCACAAGGAAGAAGAGUCUUUCCCAUCCAGGGAGAGGAACUUGCUGCUUGCUGUUGCAAGAAACAACACACAGUCACUUCUUCAGACUGGGUGGGCUCCAAAUACCUAGGUUUUCUUUUUCUUUUUUUCUUUUUUUUUUCUUCUUAAUCUUUUUCUUUUUUUUUUUUUCUUUUUUUCUUUUUUUUCUUUUUUCUUUUUUUUUUUUUGUGAUGGCAUGAACAAAGCAACAACAAAAAGCAGCACCACUGCACCAGCAGCAUCAGGAUUUGAAUUUUUUUUUCUCUACCUGUCUGAAUUUUCUAAGGAGCAUUUGUUUGUCCAGACUGGCAGCCAUUCUCAGAGCCUGUAAUCUGUUAGAGCUAAACUCUAAAGUACAAAAAGUGUUGCCUCCUCAGUUUCCCUUUUCAAAAUAAUGCUUAUAUCCAAAAAGAAAAAACAAUUAGUAAGCAUUUGGUUUGUAGUUCACUGUCAUCAGUGUGGGCUUAGUUCAUUUGGCAAGCUCAGUCAGAGUCUGGAGCAUAUCACAGGAGUAGGAAGUAGGAGUAGGAAGGAGCCUAAGUUUCCCUUCCUCACAAAUUAUGUCACAUGAAAAAGCCAUUCUCUUUUUAGUCCUGGUUCUUUUAGCUAAAUAAACAGCGAUGACAACAUGAGCAUAACUGUUUCAUGAUUUAUGUAGGUGGAUACACUAUGUGGAACUAAAAGAAGCUCCCCUUGAGCUAAGCAGUGAGAGUUUGCUGCUCUGUAUUUUUGUACACAAUCUGUUACUUUUCAUUCUUUGGAUUCUAUUCACAGAACCUUAUUUGCAGGUAUAUAUGUGUCUGACAGAAUCCUAAAACUGCAUUUUAUUUACUUUACAAAAUUUGCCUUUCUUCUGGGUGCUCCAGUACAAAUCCAACAUGAUCUUUGGAAACAGCUUAGUAUGUCUCACAUGUGACUGGGAAAAGAAACUGAAGAGUCUCUUCUUUCAUUAAUUUAUGAUGCUACUACCUGCAUGGGGUUUUUUCAAGUACUUUAUGGCUGGGCUGGAUAGUAUCACUUAUGGAGUCUUUUUCAGUCUUCAUUUAUUUGCUGGAAAAAGUUUCAUCUUUCCAGAUUUUUCAUCUUUUCAAUUUUGUCUUUCUCAAUCUCUUUUUACUGUUCUUCAGAACCCUUACAGCUCAAAUUAUUCUUUUUAUUCCACUGUAUAGCUCUCAAAUCUUUUUGCCAUGGUGACUGGCCCCUUUGCUGAAAAGCAGAUUUUAGGUGCUGUUUUCUCUCCUAAUUAGUGCACAGGUUGAGUCUUUAAAAAAUCUUGAUGAUGUUUUUGUACAGAAGCAAGUGGAAGAACUCAUGCGUGAACUGCAGUGGUACAGCAACAGAUUUAAAGGGAGUGCUAUUUUCCCUCCUCAAAAAAGUUUUUAUAUGAAGUUUUAUAUAAAAAAACUUUUCUCCUUAUCAUACUAUAAUAUAUCUGAUUGUAGAAUUUUCCCCCAAAAUUAUUCUUCAUUGGUCUGUGUCACUAACUUAGACAUAGAUAUCAUCAUAUGAUCUAAGUAAAAUUGCUAUCAGAUGCUUUUUUCCAGACAGUUACUUUAGUUUAAGAGGAAGAAAACACAGAGCUUGGGAAAAGUUUCAGUCUCAAUGUUUGUACGUUAAUACCAGUUACUUUGUUGCUGUAAUUUCCAGCAGUAUCCUAAAAGUAAUUUGAGAACUUAUAAAGUAAUUGAUAUAGUAAAUAAUACUGAUUUCAUUAAUUGUUUAUUUAAAAUUAGAAGUAUCCUAAUUAAUGGAUUCUUCUUACUGGCCCCACAUUAAUUUAUUUUUCUAAUUAUUAUUCAGUGACUUACUGAAGAACUAGCAAUUUUUCAUUUUCCCAAGUUCAGAUAUGUUAUGUUUUCAAAUUGUUUUUCUGAUCCUAUGAGAACUGUUAUUAAUUUAAAACUGCACUUAAUUGCCUUUUUCUCCUACAUGUCUCUGGGUAUAUAGGAGAAAGAGGAAAGGCAGACCCUUCUGUUAAAAAAAAAAAAAAAAAAAUAAAAAGAAGAAAAAAUAAUAAAAGCACUUUCUGCCCAAUAGACCCAUCCCUGUACUCCUCCUCAUAAAUGUAGGUGUAGAAUGGGUGCCAGUCUGUUCAGAGAAAGGUCAAGGACAGAAUUCUGGAGUCCCAGAAACAGCAAACUUCUCAUCAGUGCUUCUCCUCCAUCCCCCUCUUGUGAAUUAAAGAGGAACCCUUCAAAUUUAAUUUCUAUGUGAAUCCUAGUGUGUUAACUCACUGCCACAAGAAAGCCUGAAUUGAAGACUAAGCCGUUUCAUGUUAUGGGAUGGUGUUCUUCUUAAAGCAAAUGUACAAUUCUGCUGUCUCUUUGUGUAGAUAAGCAGCAGUUACCACAUUUGAGACACUUGUUUCUUGUUUUCCAGUUACUCCAACAACAGUCAGUUUAUUCUCCAUCACUCUUUAAAAUACCAACUGUCCUUUUCCUCCAGAAGCUAAUGAUAUGCAGAGUCUAUCAAAAAUAGUGCAUUUUAAGGACUAAUUGCUGUGUCUUUCAUAAAUGUCACCCUGAGAUUUCCUAGAUCAAGCAGAGUUUGGAAGCAAUGGGUUCUGUCCGAGGUACAUGCUUAAUUACCAAGCAGCACAGAUACUGAAACUUCUGACUGAAGUCAUGUACCCUCGUUCUGAGUCCUUCACAGAGAAGUAGGUUCUGCUCUGCAAGAUGGCAUUAUGUGCAACCCAAAGUUCAGACUGUUUUCCCUCUGGGUAUAUAAGGUACAGUAGAAUGCUGCCAUUUUCAUUCUGUUGCUGCUGUCUUACUUUCUUGAAGAUAAGAGUGUAAAUUUAAGCACAAAAAUGACUUUUUAGUCCUAGCUGUUUCUGAGUCUUGCACUGUACUCUCUAACAAAAAAAUCCUCAUUUUCUCUAGGUCGCUGUCCCAUUUUACAAUUUCUACAAUACCCUCUCCUCUUACAGAAUGAAAUUAAAAACAAAAAAUCAUGUUUUUGGCAUACUGGAUUUGGGCGAGAGCCUGGAAAUCCAAGAAUUGUCUAUUUCCUGUUUGCAUGCAGUCAAAACAAGGAUGUAUGGUUCUUUUCCUAGUCCAAGCCUCAAACUAGCCUGUUGAUCAGAAUCUGCCAGCAGUAAAAGUUUUUUCUAACAAUUAGAGCUUGACUUUUCAAAGGGGCCAGAUCAUGCGCAGCUUCCAUUAACAAUCCUGGAGCUGUGCAUGUCCUGCAGUCAAGAAGUCAACUUCUUAGCUUUGUCUUCUAAAUAAAAACAAAACCCUUGAAUGAUAUUCUGAAUAUUAAUUUUGCUGCACAAUCUAGUCCUUCAAACUUAAAGUUCAAGGAAAGUAUAAAAAAAUAGCAAGUGCCCUGGAGGAAGAGCAAGUAGUUCCAUCUGCCAGUCACACCUUUGCUGUUCCUUCAGCUUCCUGCUCCAAAUUUGUGGAUCACCGUGUUCUAGCUCUCAGACACUGACAUAUCCCCCCACAGGAUUUUACAAGAUUUGAAUGUUGCCUGGAUUCUGAAAGGUGACAAUAAUUAAAUGUAAUGCCAUCCUUCAAGGUUAGAGGUGCACCCCCUAAGCAAACCCUGUUGGUAUUUACACUACAAAGCUUAGCCCAUGUUUGUAAGGGGAGGACAAAUAAGAAACAGGCUUCUUGAUACCAGAGAAAAAUGAAAGCAAGCUCUUGACCCAUACUGUAGUUGGGACAUCAGUUCACCCUGAGUAAGACAUCCCUCUUUCACUCCUUGAAUUUUGAGAUAACAGUCUAGUGACUCAAGAGUUUGAGUUGCCAUACAAAGAGGAAACCCAGGCUCUUUUGCAAGUUGUGUGCAUAAAACUGUAGCAGAGAUGCUAAGCUCGAGCUGCUUCAGCUGUCAGCACCUUCUAACAAACUGCUCUGUAAUUACCCAAGAAAGUUGGGAACCACCAAAGUCAGAGGAGACAGCCUGACCUGUUACAGUGAAUUGUUGCCUUUAAUCCUAAUCGCUUGGUGGAAGUUGGAUUUGCAUUCUGCCUUUAUUCUUGCUUUGUCUAAAACUGAGAGAUUAUUUUUUCCUCCAAAAUAAAAGGGCAAAAGUCUAUCUUCUGAUGUGGAAACCUUCUGCCUCUGACCUGGAAUCCUGCAUAUGUACUUUUUACAGAUUAAAAAAUAAUAUUGUAUAUAAAAAAAGAUUGAAUAAAGAAUGUCUUUAAGUG
Molecule: messenger RNA, 6902 nt
Organism: Oenanthe melanoleuca
Lineage: Eukaryota; Metazoa; Chordata; Aves; Passeriformes; Muscicapidae
Gene: MAN1A2
Product: mannosidase alpha class 1A member 2
Exons: 13
Coding region: 513-2444 (643 amino acids)
Biological process (GO): N-glycan processing; carbohydrate metabolic process
Cellular component (GO): Golgi membrane; extracellular exosome; endoplasmic reticulum
Molecular function (GO): mannosyl-oligosaccharide 1,2-alpha-mannosidase activity; calcium ion binding
Source: RefSeq, a predicted model, not a curated record